This is a messenger RNA of Balearica regulorum gibbericeps (East African grey crowned-crane), 603 nucleotides long. The record is from RefSeq and is a predicted model, not a curated record. Lineage: Eukaryota; Metazoa; Chordata; Aves; Gruiformes; Gruidae.
AUGCUGAAGAAGGCAGGCCAAGUGAAAGAUUGGGCUUGGGGUGGUGGAUGUAAAGAAAGUGUGUCAGUCCUGAUCUUUAAUACUUCUCGGCAGUGCUUUGUUGUGGUGAAGCAGUUCCGCCCAGCUGUUUACAUGUGUGAAGUAGAAAGGCAUCAUCCUCAAGUCUUUCAGCAUCAGGACAAGGAGAGCUUCUCUCGUCUAGAGGAUCCCUUACCUGCUGUGGAAGGAGUGACCUAUGAACUCUGCGCUGGCAUUGUAGACAAGCCAGACCUUUCUUUAGAAGAAAUUGCAUGUGGGGAAGUCUUAGAAGAGUGUGGCUAUCGUGUUCCCGUUACAGACCUGAGGAGGAUCACUUCUUACAGGUCUGGAGUUGGUGUGACAGGUUCUAGGCAGACGUUAUUUUAUGCAGAAGUAACAGACCAGAUGAGAACUGGUGAAGGAGGUGGCCAGCCUGAAGAAGGAGAGCUGAUUGAAGUUGUAGAAGUACCUUUACAAGACGCCAUGAAGUUUGCUUAUGAUGAGACUCUCCCGAAGACGAUGGGUGUCAUCUUCAGCUUCAUGUGGUUCCAGAACAACAUAGCACCCAAGCUACCAAAAAAAUAA